This is a messenger RNA of Setaria italica (foxtail millet), 2041 nucleotides long. RefSeq names its product putative glucuronosyltransferase PGSIP7. Bases 295 to 1743 code for a protein of 482 amino acids. NCBI's taxonomy places the organism in Eukaryota, Viridiplantae, Streptophyta, Magnoliopsida, Poales, Poaceae. The transcript is spliced from 5 exons. Gene Ontology annotation, molecular function: glycosyltransferase activity. The record is from RefSeq and is a predicted model, not a curated record.
CUCCCCUCAACUCUUAAAUAAACGCCCGCCUCCUGGCCUCCUCUCUCUGACCUUCCCUUUUCUGUCUCUCCAUUCUUCCCUUGCUUUUGCCAACCAGAAGCAUCGAGCCAUCCGGGCAUCUUCAACCCCCUCUGCUAGUCUGAUCCCUCCCCACCUCCAAACAGCAUCCCCGCACGCGUGCCGACUGCCGAGCAAGGCAGGGAGGCCAGCAGCUUAUUGAUCGCCGAUCAGCAGGGUGACGCACCGGCCGGCGAGACGCACGCGCGCGCGCGGGGGGGCGGUGGGACGGCAGAGAUGGCGGGGCGACCGCCGGUCUCCGAGCGGCGGCUCGUGGCGGUGCUGCCUCUGCUGCUGCUUCUCGCGGUGACCGCGGCGGCGGGCGAGCGGCGGGGCCUGGCGCGGGUGGAGGGCCCGCCGGCGCGGCACCGCCACGCGUACGCCGCGAUGAUGUACAUGGGCACGCCGCGGGACUACGAGUUCUACGUCGCCGUGCGGGUCAUGAUGCGCUCCCUCACCCGGGUACGCGCCGACGCCGACCGCGUCCUCAUCGCCUCCUCCGACGUGCCCCGCGACUGGGUCCGCGCAAUGACAGAGGAGGAUGGUAUGAGGGUGGUGAUAGUGGAGAACCUCAGGAAUCCUUAUGAGAGCAACCUAGGAGGGAUCAACAGGAGGUUCAAGCUGACACUGAACAAGCUUUACGCAUGGACUCUGGUCGACUAUGAGCGUGUCGUCAUGAUUGAUUCCGACAACAUCUUCCUCCAGAACACAGAUGAGCUAUUCCAAUGUGGGCAGUUCUGCGCUGUUUUCAUCAACCCAUGCUACUUCCACACUGGCCUUUUUGUGCUCCAGCCUUCUAUGGAUGUGUUCAAGGGCAUGCUUCAUGACCUUGAGGUAGGCCGUGAAAACUCUGAUGGUGCCGACCAAGGCUUUCUGGUUGGAUGCUACCCAGACUUGCUCGACAAACCAAUGUUUCACCCUCCUGAGAACGGCACAAAGCUCAACGGGACCUAUCGCCUUCCUCUCGGCUAUCAAAUGGAUGCAUCUUACUACUAUCUCAAGCUGCAUUGGCAUGUCCCGUGUGGGCCAAACAGUGUGAUCACAUUCCCCAGCGCCCCUUGGUUCAAACCUUGGUACUGGUGGUCCUGGCCAAUCUUGCCACUGGGCCUUUCCUGGCACAAGCAGCGCUGGGAUGAUCUUGGGUAUGCUGCUGAAAUGCCAGUGAUUCUGAUGGAGGUUUUAAUGUACAUAGUGAUCAUAGCAGUCACUAGAUUGGCAAGGCCAGGGAUGACAAAACUGUGCUAUAACCGGCGGCCUGAGAAGCAAAAUGCCCUGGUGCAGUGGCUGAUCAAGAUGGCUGUGAUUGUGGCUAUGGUGGCUGCAUAUUCCAUUCCUUUCUUUGUGAUCCCACGCACAGUUCACCCGAUCAUGGGCUGGUCCAUCUACCUAUUUGGCGCACUCGCCCUUUCAGUGGUCGUGAUCAAUGCUUUUCUGCUGCCGCCACUUGACGUUCUUACGACCUGGCUCGCGAUUGUUGGCAUGCUCUUCGUUAUGGCAUUCCCAUGGUAUCACGAUGGUAUUGUGAGGGUUCUGGCAAUCUUUGGGUACGCGUUCUGCUCUGCGCCAUUCUUGUGGGCAUCCCUGGUGAGGAUGAUGGACUCAGUGCAGACGAUGCUCGAGAGGGAUCCAUUAUUCCCCCGGCUUGGUGAACCAGCACAGGAGAUUGAAUUCAGCAAGCUUUACUGAUUCUUUUAUGCACAGAUUUCAGAUGCUUCAUCACCACAUGGACAGCUGAUUCAGAUCGGUUAAUUCUUGAUUCAUUCUGACAGUUUUCGCUCAGGCAUUCUAAUGUGUUGAUAGUAAUGUAUAGACAUUGCCUGCAGCAACCAUGAUUGAUGCAGAUUCAGGAAAGAUAGGUCAGCUGUACUGAAUUGAAAAAAAAAUAGCAUAUUUGCUGCAUGGAAUGGGUGUGGGGAUUGUUGCGAAGUACCUCGUGACUUGCUGAAUUGGAUGAUCCGAACUAUGCCUGAACAUAUUUUUUCCA